Messenger RNA from Mycena citricolor, 978 nucleotides. The record is from the annotation of a GenBank genome assembly. NCBI's taxonomy places the organism in Eukaryota, Fungi, Basidiomycota, Agaricomycetes, Agaricales, Mycenaceae.
GUGACCGUCGUCUUCUCGUCCUCUUCGCUCCACGCCGAGCUCAGCUCACAGGGCUCGACCGCCGUUUACGAAAAUCUUAACGACCUCUCAGCGACACCACAUUUUUACCCGAGACCAACUCCAUUUUUGGCUCUCUGACGAUCUUUACAAGCUCACUCGCUUCAUAUCACCAUAUCACUGACCUCAUACGAUGUGGUGUGACAACUGUCUGCUUGUUCUUCCCUUGAGAUCCGGCGCCAUUGCUUGGGCCCUCUGUAUCGCGAUCUACAGUCUUGCCGGGGGCAUUUUCCUGCUCGAGUAUGGCCAAUACCUUUUUUUCAAUCGCCCUGAAUGGCAAAUCUAUGGUGGUGUUGGAAUGGGUAUCAUGGGCCUCGCGAUCGUCACCAUCCUCGCUCUAUCCAAUCGUUCGUAUGUCUUCACGCGGGCCAUGCAAUUUGUUUGGCCCUUUGCCAUCGUUAUAUCGGCGCUGAGAGCCAUCGUCAUGAUUGUGGAGUUGCAGCGAGGAAAGGCAGCCAUCGAAUGGGAAUGUAACAACGGGGGUGCGCUCUACUACGAGUCGGUCGCUAAGAAUAUCAGUGCAACGCCGGUUUGGCCGGCGGAGUUCUGCAUCGUGGGGUACCCCACCAUCAACGCAUCGUUCAUCGUGUCGUUGGCUGUGGAUCUGAUCUUCCAGAUUUACAUGUUCUUCUUGGUGUGGCGGUACUCUACACGUUUGCUGACCUACUCUGGGAUGAAAGGUCCAUUUGGCAACGGAUACUACGCAUAGGCUGGAUCCGUUAUCGCUAUCUUCUCGGACAUCUUCUGCUCUGAUAGUCCACUUUAUUUCUCAACCCUUCACGACCCACUGUGACGACUCUUACGACAUACUAAUGAAUGGCCUCUUUUAUCAUGACUUAUUCCCUUACGAUUCGUGUAUCUAGUUGUAUGCAUCCAGUGCGUCUGGUUGAUUAUCUUCGGGCUGAUAAGCACACGAAUCCC